AUGCCGUCGACUCGACCGCCGCCUGCGCCGGCGCGCGGCCGUGUCGCCUACCCUUCUGCCGAUGCCUACACGGCCGGUGACGCAGGGGCGCAGCCCACUUUGGGCGAGUCAUCGACCACUCAGGCGCAGGCUAUCCAGGCUGGGGGACAGUCCUACGAGAACGACAAGCCUAUAAGCAGCGGAGGCGCCGUUGGACUUCUUCGACGCAGAACCACCACCAAGCGCAAACCGCAACCUUCUGGCGACUCGCCUGAUGCUCGUGCUGAGAUGUCUGAGCGCGAGAAGAGCACUCAAGGCCUGAAGACAUGGUGGAAGGCGUUCAGCAGCAACCCCAAGUCGUCGGCGCCGACGCGGACGCCGGUCACGAUGAACACCCGCCUCCAGUUCGGUGUCCCGCUCCACGUCGUGCUCCAGUAUGCCGGCAUGUCCAUUUCGACGCAGGCACCCGACGGCUCGCUCAACAUGUGGGGCGAGGUUCCCAUCGCCGUCGCCCGUUGCGGCGCCUACCUGAAGGGCAAGACGGAUAUCGAGGGUGUCUUCCGCGUCUCCGGCUCGGCGAAGCGCAUGCGAGAUCUCCAAUUGACAUUCGACACUGGACCCGACUACGGCCUCCAUCUCGACUGGUCAGAAACGAUGUACACGCCGCACGACGUUGCGACGAUAUUCCGACGCUUCCUCACCCAGAUGCCGGAGCCAGUUAUCCCGUGCUCGUUCUACAACAGGAGGAUACGCGAGUACAAGCGGCUCAUCCGGCGAAUGCCGGCUGAGAACCAGUUCCUGCUGCUAUACGUGCUCGAUCUCCUGGGAAUAUUCGCAAAGGAAUCGGACAAGAAUCUCAUGACCGCGGCUACCGGGCAUCCUCCACCACCGCGGCCACGACAUGCGGCCAGCGGAGAGCGCCGUCUCGAAGGACGUCGUCAAGUUCCUGAUCGAUCACGAGGCGUCGUUCGUCUUUGGCAUGACUAUGGUGAGCUAUAUGAGCGCUUUGGAGCUGACAGACAGCGGAUUGCGUCGCGUCAAAACAGCGGGGUCAUUCCCACUGUGGGGUCCUCGAACGACCCUGGCGCUCGACCCCCGUCCAGGCAGGAGGCGUCUCGACAGGACAACCGAGAGGCGCCCGCAGCACCGCCAUCCCCUACACCGCUCGGACGGCGGGGAUCUGGCCAGGACAUGCGGACAGACUCGCCGACACGAGGCGCGAGCCGGCCGCCCGUCAUCCGGCGAGAGAGCGGAGACAGCUACAAGACGGCGCUCGAGUACCCGGCCGGCGGAGCUGGCGGCAUCUCGAUCCCGACUGCUGUUCCGGAACACGCUGUCGCGAGCAACCAUGCGGUCGCUCAGCCGCGCCCGAUUCCUAGCUCGUCGAAGCGCGAGAACGUGGGUGCGUCCUCAUCGUCGCUCGCGGUCAGCGGUCUGUCGCCGCGCACGAGUUCGCUCGCGGCAAGAGCGUCACUGAAGAGCCCGGCGUCGCCCCGCACACAAUCACCACACACCGCCCGCACCCCGACGAGCUCGCGCGUCCAGUCGCCGAGCUUUACGUCUCCGAGCCGGCCACAGCCGCGGCGCGCCGACACAGACUUCAUGCUUCCGUCCGAUUCGGACGAUGAGGCGCCCAAGGGCGGGUACUAUAUUGUCGAGAAGCCGCGGAGCCCGCAACCGCCGACUGCGCCGGCCAAGACCCUCCCAAAAGCGACCGUCACGGACCUGCUGCCGGAGCAGCCCAAGCCGCGGCGUCGUGGCACGUCGCGUCAGCAGACACGGAGCGCGGACCCAGUCAGUCCGUCGCCGUCCCGGCGUCGCGCCGGCGUCGCCGCGACGGGCAUGUAUCCCAGCGACUCGGACGACGACGCCCCCGCAGGCGGCUACAUCAUCUACGAGAACAAGAAGGUGAGCCCGUCAACGACGACGCUCCCGCGCCGCGGCGCGCUGUGGAACGGCGACGGGCGCACCAACUCGCCCAAACCGACGGCUGGCGGCGCCACAGGCCUCCUCAGGCGCAAGACACUGCCCACCAAGCGCGUGAGCGACUUUACGAACCGCAUGCGCCGCGUCGUGCGCGAGGCGUAG
Molecule: messenger RNA, 2067 nt
Organism: Trichosporon asahii var. asahii CBS 2479
Lineage: Eukaryota; Fungi; Basidiomycota; Tremellomycetes; Trichosporonales; Trichosporonaceae
Product: Rho GTPase activator
Exons: 4
Coding region: 1-2067 (688 amino acids)
Biological process (GO): activation of GTPase activity; regulation of fungal-type cell wall organization; signal transduction
Cellular component (GO): cell cortex
Molecular function (GO): GTPase activator activity
Source: RefSeq, a predicted model, not a curated record